Metopolophium dirhodum (rose-grain aphid) is the source of this 324-nucleotide messenger RNA. RefSeq lists its product as uncharacterized. The coding region runs from base 1 to 324 and encodes 107 amino acids. The transcript is spliced from 3 exons. The record is from RefSeq and is a predicted model, not a curated record. NCBI's taxonomy places the organism in Eukaryota, Metazoa, Arthropoda, Insecta, Hemiptera, Aphididae.
AUGGACUUACAGUUAUUGGAUGAUGUGGAAGCCGUAGCUGUUGCAUACGCGCUACACAAACGAAAUAAAAAGCAAAAAACAAAAUUACCGAAAAGGCGUUAUUGGGUACAUCCAAUUAAUUUGAAAAGACCACAAGAAGGACAAUUUAAUGUCAACUUUAUGAUACUGCGAGCACAUCCAGAAAAGUUUCAAAUGUACUAUCGAAUGUCCAUACAGUCGUUCGAUGAAUUGAUUUCAUUAAUUGGACCAUAUGUAACAAAACAGAUAACGAAUAUGCGCAUCCCAAUUUCCAAAGAAGAAAGGCUGACAAUUACUUUAAGGUGA